AUGAUUUACCUUGACGGCGAUAUACAAGUUUUCGAAAACAUUGACCAUUUACUAUUUGAUUUGCCAAAUAACUAUUUAUAUGCUGUGAUAGAUUUUCAUUUUUAUUCGUCAACAACUUUCGAUACGGAUUCGAAAGCAAGUCGGAAUAGAAAAGAGCAGCAAAAACUGAAUAAACCAACUUCCUUUGCUGAACAGGAGUUUUUGAACAUGUACUUCAAUGACAAGUAUAAGCGGAUUCCUAAUGUUUAUAAUCUUGUGCUGGCUAUGUUGUGGAGUCACCUUGAGAAAGUUAAAGUGGUUCAUUACUGUGCAGCUGGUUCUAAGCCUUACUAUAUGUGA
Lathyrus oleraceus (garden pea) is the source of this 339-nucleotide messenger RNA. RefSeq names its product galactinol synthase 2. Gene Ontology annotation, molecular function: glycosyltransferase activity. Bases 1 to 339 code for a protein of 112 amino acids. NCBI's taxonomy places the organism in Eukaryota, Viridiplantae, Streptophyta, Magnoliopsida, Fabales, Fabaceae. The record is from RefSeq and is a predicted model, not a curated record. The transcript has 4 exons.